Messenger RNA from Dendrobium catenatum, 6602 nucleotides. RefSeq names its product separase. NCBI's taxonomy places the organism in Eukaryota, Viridiplantae, Streptophyta, Magnoliopsida, Asparagales, Orchidaceae. The record is from RefSeq and is a predicted model, not a curated record. Gene Ontology annotation, biological process: meiotic chromosome separation; proteolysis. Gene Ontology annotation, molecular function: cysteine-type endopeptidase activity. Gene Ontology annotation, cellular component: centrosome; mitotic spindle; nucleus. The transcript is spliced from 25 exons. Bases 317 to 6361 code for a protein of 2014 amino acids.
UCCUCUCUCCGUCUCUCCCUCGCUCCUUCUACCGUUCGCGAGCUCUGCCUGCUGCUUUUUGGUGGUUUUGCUCUUUAAGUUAAUUAAGUUAAUCAGUGAUAAGAAGCGGCGUCUAGGGUUUGCCUCUUUUCGCCAGUGCUUGCUCGGCUUCGUUGCUUCGCAGGAGGUGUAGAGAUUGCACGCGUCGCUUCUUCGGCUCCUUCGUGGCUGUUCGACAAGGCUCCUUCGUCGACUUUCCCUUCCCGUCAGAUCGGAAGCUACCAAAUUUUGAUCGGAAGCAACAACGGGAGCUCGCUGGCUGUGAAGGAGAUAAGAGAUGAACACCGGCCAGGCUGACGCUGCCAGUUUGCUCGAGAGCCUCGUAGCAUCGCGAGAUGUCGGAGGUCUUUACCUUCGUUUCGCCUCCUUUUUUAGACCGUUUGAGGACUUUAUUUUCCUCGACGAUUAUAAUCCUAGCGCCGUAAGUAAAAAGACCCGGAGGAAAAGGAAACCGAAGGAAUUGCCUACUAAAGAGAAGAUCCGUCCUAUAGCCCGGCAGUUCCAUCAAUUUCUCUGCAAUGCCCUAAAGCUACUUUCAGACCUUCUCAAGAGAAGUCCCUGCAAUGGAGCGGUGGACGAUGAUGUAAUGCAGAACGAAAAAGCUAUCGAGCUACUUGGUAUCUACCGGCUCACCAUCCAUUGCCUUCUCUGUAUCGCUCCCUGCCUCACCGGUCAGCCAUACUCGGUUCAUCUUCAAUGGGGUCAGCUAGUCCGUCGCUUGGAAAUUUGGAACAAGUACAGUGAUGCUGAAGAAGAGGGUUUUUCUCUCCUGGAGAACCUUCGUAAGUUGCUGGGUACUCCUCCGUCCCUUCUGAAGUCAACCAUGUUCUUCCUGCCGGAUCCAAGUGUUGUUGGUUCAGCAGGGGCAGAUCCUCAGCUUGCCUGUCUAGUCUCUGAAGUGGUAAUAGUUCUCACAUACUGCCCUUUUAAGAGCCAGUCAAGGGAUGUGGGUGCCUUCAAGAGGAUAUUGGCGCUAGCAGAGCAACUCCAACCAUGGGUUUGUAUCAUGGAGCCAAAGGCUAUGGCAUCACGCCACAACAUCCUUGUGGAGGGUCUCUAUAGGUGCGCUCUCUUCCUGGUCGGGGAGAGCAAGUCAUUUGACGAUGAUAUUGUAUAUUCCUUCUGUCUAAAGACGCUGAAGGAGUGUAUUGAGUCACCAUCGGUGGAUCGCUUCCCAAUUAUGGCUCAUCGAAUUUGUUCUGCAAUGGAUGUGAAAUGGGACAGAAAGCCCUCGCUGGUUGUUGAUGUGCUAAUAAUGAGCUUGGAAGGUAGCUUUUGUGGGAACAGGGUUGAUUUAGUAAAAUAUGUGGAUGCCAUGCUUGGUUUUGUAUCAAAUUGUGCUGAGGGAUUGUAUUUAAAUAGGAAGGAUUCAUUUAAAGGUGGUUCAGAACUGUCACUUGAAGUAGCAGAUUAUUUGCAGCAGGCCUCAAACAUAUUGGAACUGUGCUGCAAAUCAAUAUGGAAGCACGUCAAGCUCCUAUGCCAGCCAAAUUUGUUAAAUUCUAAAUGCAUUCUAGAGUAUGGUGCAUCCAGAGAUUUGAUAAAAAAUGUCAUUAGGGAUGCAUUCAUUAAAUGUGCCAGAAUAAUAGAUGUUUUGCGCAAGCUUGGUGCCGCCAAUGUUCGUGAAGUUAUAAUUAAAAAUAUGUUUGAACUCUCUUCUGUGGAAGCCUCAUUCCCAAAUUUGUCCCUCUUUUUUCCCUUGGUGAAACAGUGGGUAAAGAUGCUGUGUAAAGAAUUUAGUGAUGUCAAUGAAGUGGAUGGUGCUCCAUUUCUUUAUUCAUUAUUGCUUUGCGAUUGUCCAACAUGGCCAAAGAAUAUUCUGGGGGAGAUUCUUGAGCAGGAACUUCUAGCAUACGAUCAACUAGAAGCAUGGAACCCUUCACUUUGUCAUAAAAUGGAGAUUAAAGUUAUUGAUAGUCUCUUGAUGGAUGUAUUUAUUGCUAGAGAGUUCAACCUGCAGAGAGCAAGGGUUCUUGUAAGGAAGGGUUUAGUUCUUAGAACUCGUGGGAUAGACAAUUUAAGCAGCUGCUUUGACUGUCUCAGUGAAGCUAUUUCUCUUCUGGAGAAUGUACCUUACGAUUCGUCUGAAGCAAAGACUCUAGGAUGCCAUCAGUUGGCCUCUGCAUACUUCCUGCGAGCACAAUUUGCUCAAGAGACUAAACAGGACUGGGAGUUAAUUCAGUGUGAUAUACAAUGUGCAAUUAAUUUACUGUCUAAACUUGACGUCGAGGCUUAUCAUACUUUGAGCGGGUACCUUAAACCAAGUGUAAAAAGUACAAUAUCCAUAUUGUGCCACACUAUUGAUCUGCUGUCUUUGAAGGGCUUCUUAAAGUUUCACUUUGAUAUGCAUAAGCUAAUCGACAUCUUUUGCAAGUUUGAAAAUUUCUCAGUGGAGGAAUGCUUGGCUAUGCUAUGGACUGGCAGAAGGCUUGGCCAUUCUUUAUGUACUUCUCCAAUUCACCCAGAUUUGCUUUCAAGGAUUUCACAGCUUCCUGAUAACAAUCUCAACUCUAUGGCUUUCUGGACAAAAUCUUUGAAGAGUUCUUCAUACUCUUUAUUAAUGUUUCUCCAAAGCUUUUUGCUUCCUGAUUCUAUUUUGAAUGAAGAAAACUUUCAAAAAAUUGAAGGACUUUGUAGCUGUAAACUUACUGUAGAGGACGUUAAGAUGGUUGCAUCAUCCCUUCUCUUAAAUGUUCCCGCAAAGAAUGAAAUGUACUUUUUUGCUGGACAGAUAUAUUACGAUUUGGCUGAAAGGCUUUUGGCAAGUGGAAGAGUAUUUGAGGGACUUUCAUAUGCUAAAGAAGCUCUAAAUCUACGAUAUAAAGUCUUACGAAAAAAGUUUAAUGUGUCCAACAAGAAACCCGUAGAGCAUGCAGAAUCUUCAACAACUAAUGUUGAACUGGACCAUCUUUGUCUUGAGCUGCUUGGAUCAGCUAUCAAUGAGGUUUGGCGAGACACCAUUAACCUAGAAAGAUGCACUCUUGGUCCUUGGAUCAUUCUGAAUAGCUAUCUUGAAAGUAUUUUGCAGGUUGGGAUUUUUCAUGAAGCAACAGGAGAUGGGCUUCAGGCAGAAAUACUUUUCCUUACAGGAAAAAGAUUUUCCAUUUUACAGUAUUUGCCAAAUUUUCAGAUUGCUUUCAAUUGUGCUCUAGGUCAAGUAUACCGUAAGAAGCUGUUCUGGGAUUUAGCAGAAGAUGAAUUAAACAUUGCUAGAAAGCUUUUACAGGAAAAUGACACCAUGAUUUCGUGCAAGCAUUGCAAGUUAACUCUUGAAGUUACAAUUGAUAUGCUAUUUGGAGAUUUAUCUAUGAAACGCUCGAAUAAAGGUUCCCAUGUCCAGUCUCAUGCUCUUGAUCUCUAUAGAGCAGCUUUUAGAAAACUGUGCAAGGAUAUGGUGGAAAGCUCUCUUAUUGCUCCCUGGAAACAAGAGAGUAUUGGUGAAUCCUUUAGCACAUGCCACCUUGAAGGCACCAAACAUAGGGUCAUAAACAAUAGUAAAUCAUAUCCAUCGGAGAAUAACAAAAAGUUACCUUCUUGUAACAUUUGUUCUUUUUUAGAAUGCCGUUUUGAUGCUCAUAAUAUUGAGCAACUGAGUUCAGCCAGAGAAACUGCACUGCCACUUUGCGCAGAAUGUGGGGAAUCAAAUGUUCAAACGACAAUCAAGAAAAAUUCUAGAAAUGGAUCAAAGCAACUUUCAAAGACAAUCAGUCAUGAUACUGAAUUGAAGCCUAGGAGAAGUUCAAGGAAUCGGUCUUUCCAUAACAAACAGAUUAUCUCUGCACAAAAUGAAAUUUAUAGCAGUGUUCCUUAUCGUGCUUUUGAUGCUGACAUAUUUAGUUGCAGAACCUCACAAAUUAAAGAGAAUGGUACUUGUUCAUUUGAUUUUGGUUGCUGCGAUGGAGGUGUUUGCCGAAGAAUGGAAUGUUUGAGAUGCCUUUGCCUCAAGGUGAUAAAAGAGGGAACCAUGCAGAAUAUCAUAUAUUUUAAAUGGCAAUGUCAGCAAAGGCGUCUUUUAUCAAAGCUUUUAGUGAAAAUGGCAAAAUCUUUGGAGGUACCUGGUGAAAAGCAGGAACCACAUGAAGUACAUGGUGUAUUUUGGCAAUGCAUCUCUGUGCUGUUUGAUGGAAAGCCUUGCUUUGAUACUAAUUCACAUUAUUAUGAUUUAAGUUUAUUCAAAUUAAUGGGGGACAACAAUAUUGGGGAUCUUUUUUCUGUUGAACGUGCUGCUUUACUGUACACUAUGAGUUGGGUCUUUUUGAAGGAUAUUAAUCCAGAGCACAUGAGCACCAAAUGUUGUUCGCUCUCCAAGGUUCAGAUGCAAGACAUCAUUUCAUGGUUAUUAAGAGCCUUCAUACUCUGCCGAGAGAUGCCUACACUUUUUCAAAAGGUAUCUCGACUCAUUGCAUCACUGAUUUUACUAUCAACAGUAGACGGUUCCAUUCCUCCGCCUCUUUGCUCGAAGGAGUCACUUUCCUUAAGCCAUUGGGCUGCAUUUUUUCAUCAAGCUUCUAUUGGUUCCGUUGUGAACUAUCAAUAUCUCUCUUUUGUUAGAGAUAAGGCAUGCAGCUUCAAGGCCGGUAAGGGCAUGGAAAGCGAGAAUGUGUUGGAAACAGAUAUGAAUGUAAAUUACAUCUCAAGAUUUACCCCAGAAAAACUUGAAAAACUUGGAGAGUUUGUCGAGGACUUUUUCCAUGGCCUACCUAGAAUUUCAAUUCUUUGUAUUAGCUUGCUUGAUGGUGAUUAUGUAAACCUGCUCGGGGAAGUGUUGAUUCUCCCUUCUUUCUUUCCGGCAUGGUUGCUUAUCUCACGAUUUGAUGCAAACAGGCAACCGAUUGUCAUGUUCUUGCCUGUAAACUCAAUUUCAGAAGGUUAUCUGCCCAAUUCUAAUUUACGCAAGGAGUUCAUACUUGAAAAUCAGGACUUGGUAUCAGAUUGGCCUUGCCCUUGGAGUUGUGCUGUAAUUGAUGACGUGGCUCCCUCUUACCGUUUCAUUUUGGAAGCAAAUUUUUCAUCUCUAUCUAACCAAGUUCUUAGUGAAGCUGAGGCCCGCCUUAACUACAACAAGUGGUGGUCUCGUAGAACGACUCUUGAUAAUGAACUAAACAAUUUAUUGAAAACAAUGGAAGAUGAAUGGAUUGGACCAUGGGGGUGCUUGCUUUUGGGUGAGAGAUUGGAUGCCGAAUCUCUGGAAAAGCUUGCUGCAAGAAUGUCCAAUUGUCUGAAUUCACAAUGUGAUUUUAUGGUAAAUGAUAAUCUCAUCAAAGUUAUUCUGAACGGUGCUCAGUCUGUAUUUGCCGCAGAAGCUUGCAUUGCUCAGUCGCUAUUGUAUAAAGGAUUCUUUGGUAGGGGAGGAUGUUGUGGAGAGCAAAGGUUCAGGGCAUUUUCUGACCAUAGUAAAGGAGUUAAGUGCAUGCUCACCUCCAUUCACAAUUUAAUAUUAGAAGCUGUAGAUGAAGGCAUGACAGUUGAUAGGCAACCAAUUAUCCUCAUCUUAGAUACUGAUGUGCAGAUGCUCUCUUGGGAGAACAUGCCAAUCUUGAAAAAUCAGGAGGUUUAUCGCAUGCCUUCGUUGGGCAGCAUCUUGUUAAAACUGAAUCAACAUUGCAGUGAAAAGAAAAACACAUUCGAAGUUAACCUUCCAUAUAUUGACCCUUUUCGUGCAUACUACUUGCUUAAUCCAAGCGGCGACCUCAGUUAUACACAACAGCAAUUCGAAGAAUGGUUUCGAAAUCAUAAAUGGGAGGGCAAAGCAGGAUAUGUUCCAGCAAUUGAGGAAUUGAUAUUAGCUUUACAGAAUCAUGAUCUGUACUUGUAUUUCGGCCAUGGGAGUGGAAUGCAGUAUAUACGCGCCGAUUCAUUUGGAAAACUGAAUCGCUGUGCGGCGGCUUUUCUUAUGGGUUGUAGCAGUGGAUCUCUGAGACAGAGAGGGAGCUAUGCACCCCAAGGCGCUCCUCUUUACUACUUAUAUGCAGGCUCCCCAACUAUCAUUGCAAAUCUAUGGGAGGUUUCAGAUAAGGAUAUCGACCGAUUUGCGAAGGCCAUACUAAGCUCAUGGACACAGGAUUCCAUUCUUCUAGAUAGUUGCAACAAAUGCGGUCAGCUGGCAGAAGAUCCUAAUGAGGAAAAGGCUAUCUUGCCGUCGAGAAGAAAAGCUUCAAAAGUCACAGAGAGUGUUCAGAAGGAGAAGUGCAGGUACUGUGAAGCCAAAUUGAGAGUCGCAUCAUUUAUUAGUCAAGCGAGGGGAGCUUGUAGACUUCCUACUAUAAUAGGCGCAUCUGUUGUUUGUUACGGCGUGCCCACCAUAUUAAAGAGGAAACAAUAGGAAUUGUUAAUAGUGAAUUAGUAGUUCAGUUGCCUACCAUAUUAAAGAGGCCCAUCAAUCUUCAAAUUGUUGAAGAAGAGUUAUUGGUGUUGUAUUAAUUUGAGAUAUGCUUAUUUAGAAUGUAGGCAACAAUUUCCACUGUUAUUAAAUGUGGCAGAUGGCUUCAUAAAAGAGAACACACUUUGUAUUAAACUUCAAAUUUUGCUUUAUGGCAGAGAGUAAUUGGGUUUAUGUGCUCUCU